GAAGAACUCGCAUCGUUCACUUCUUGAUGCUGCCAUUGAAAGAAUCAAUCACUGCAUGACCUAAGCCUCGUGGUAAAUAUCCUCGUCGCAAGCUCACCGUGCUUGCUUACCUUAGCUAGGUAUCUGAUACCUAUCUCUCCCCGUGCCUGUUAAGUGUGACUUUCUCAAGUACAACAGUAUAAGGCGCCCCCAAGGUAAGCCAAGAUCCAUUGGUUCGAGAUCGACGUCAAUAUUCCUACCCCUCGCUCCCUUGUCUCCGCCCCGUCUUUUCCGGAGGAGCUGAAAAGUCGGCCUCAGCCUCAGCCUCAGGCCAGGCACAAGCCCAGGCGUCCAGCUGAACGGGCCAGACUCCAAAGACACCAGGUACAUCACAGCUAGCUGUCCCUUUAUUUCACUUGACAUGUGAAAAUGCAAGCCGAGCUGAGGGCCACUCGCCUUUUCCCAACGGCUGCCUACCGAUCAUGCUGUACGCGCACGUACGCAUUUAUGCAUGCAUACACCCAGGACGCCCGUGCCAACGCCCCAUGUGAAAUGCACUGGGAGGAAGCCCGGGUACUCUUCCUGUUCGUGCGAACAUUUAAACAGGCUGCUGGCGAGGGCCUCUGAAUUUCUCCAAGAGUACAGUACGAGUAUUUAUCGAGCGGCGGACGCCAUUCAUGAACGAGCAUCUCGCCUCUCUUUAUUGCUGGUACUAUCCACCCAACUACCAUCUUGCCACUAUCGCCUUCCUCACAUCCUACCAAUUGACAGACCAUCCGCACAGUGCCGACGAUGGCAACAACGCUGACUCCGCCGUGGUCGAAACCACUCCCAUAUACCGCCAACCCUCUGCUCCUGAUGCUCAACGAUUUAUGGCUUUUUGUCCAGAUCACCUUCACUUGGCCUCUGACGGCCGGCUUGCCCAGCAUCAUCCUACCGUUGAGCCCUUCGAGGUCCAAGGGUUUGGACGAGCUGGCUUUGACCGUGCCCAAUGCGUGGUCUGAUUUCAUCCAUUUGAUUCUCGUCGUCGCCCAGACCUUGUUUCUCAUCUCGCUGUUCCCCCUGGCCUACAUCUUGCUGCCGUCACUUUACUUGUUGUACAUUGUGGCGUUUGUGUUGGGGAACCAAUGGUUUACUGUCCUUCUGAAUGGCCGUCGACGAUCCGGGUUCAUGUCAGACCCGCGAUGCGUCCAGGGGAAACGGGUCUACCCACACGAGCGGUGGGUGUUUAUCAACGGAGUCGCUGUUGGCGAGCACUGGCUCCAGUCCAACCUCAACCGACUCGCCAUGACGUUUCGUCGGCCGGUGCUUGGUAUCCAUAACCAGACCCGUGGAAUCAUCUUUGACGUUCUCGAAUGCAUCAUCCAACGCGACCUGGCCUAUCCGACCCUCGACAUCCGACAAGCAUACGACCAGCUUCUGGCCAUCAUUUCCGACCCCACCGUACACAAGAUCGUCUUGAUCGUGCACAGCCAGGGCGCCAUUGAAGGCGGCAUGGUUCUCGACUGGCUGUAUGCGACCGUGGCGGCCGAACAGGUCCGCAAGCUGGAGGUGUACACAUUUGGCAAUGCCGCCAACCACUGGAACGCACCCGUGAUAUCGAAAGUGUCGCCACCAGAGCCGACCAACACUGUCGUUGAUGGAGUAAUCAACAACAACAGCAACAGCAGCACAAGUUGUCGCCCCUCUUCUUCUUCUCGUCUGGUUGAGGCUGGCGCCGGCGGCGGCGACCGAGACCAAAACGGCCGUGUGAUUAAGUAUAUCGAGCAUUACGCCAACACGGGUGAUUAUGUGUCACGCUUUGGCAUUCUGCAUUUCCGCCCUGACAUGGCAAGAGCCAAGAGUCUGGGAAGCCUGCCAUCGCGGGCCGUCGCACGAACGAGGAGAUUGUUGACCAACGCAGACACCUUGGUGGACAAUAUCGGCUCGGUGUCGGACGGUGCAUCUGCAUCGGCGUCUUCGCCACAAUUUACUACUGCAGCAGCAGCUGUGUCUAGUGAUGUCGGAGGACAAGGACAAGUCAGACUUGGAUCGGGCGUCAAGAACAGUGGUGAAGGUUACCAGCACACACCCGCACCCGGAGCUAGUAGGCACGUAUUCGAUCCAACGCCUACCAUCAGAUCGGCUGCGGCGGUUGUAUCUCCGUCAACACCAAUCGAGCAUCACCAUCACAUUGUCAGUCCCGACCACAGCCUCAGCCUCCACCGCCGCCAGACCCUACGCGACAAAGAAGACCUCAACCGCUUCGUCGGCCGCCUCUUCAAGCGCCACGGCUCUGGACACCAAUUCAACCAGCACUACAUGGACAACAUGUUUGAGAUGGAGGGCAUCGACAUGUCAGACUUUUCCAAAGGGCGAGUCAAGGAUGGGAAUGCGUUCAUGGAUUCGCUGGUGGAUUUGGAGGUGUUUGAUGAGUGGAAUACGGUGCAAGUUGACAGUAAUACUACGCAGCGAAGCGAACGAGGUUCCAGUAGUAAUCAUGGACAUGGACAUGGACAUGGACAUGGAAGUGGAAGUGGACGAGGAGGAGGAGGAUCAGGAGUGUUGCAGCAGCAGAAUGGUAUCGUGCAGCAGGUCCAGGUCAAGGAGCUUAGUCGGCUGUGGAAGUAUAGAAAUGGAGGAGAUCCUGAUGCGACGAGUGCGCCGAGUCGAACGACUGGUGGGCAGAGAUGAGAGGAAGGUUAAAGUGCGCACAUGGUAAGAGUUGGACGGCACGGUAGGUAAGGAAGGGGGUUGGGAACCAUAAUGGUAAGGGUGAGGAGAGUAGUUACAUAUCGGGAGUGACAAGAGUUUGUUUUGGAUAUCGCUUACCUGCCUAAAGGUACAUGUAGAUAUGUCUGGUCUUUGGCAUCAUCAUCAAUCAAUGUCAUCAUUUGCUUUUAUAGCGUUGCAUUCGUUUUUAGGUACCUCGGCUAGAUCGCAACAUCGUAUACCAAUACCACGUUGACAGGUACUGUACGUGCUUGUUCGAAGCCUUGGACCCCUUUCCAACCACGGCCUCGUUAAUAGUGAUAGUUGGUAUUGCUCCUCCGUUCAGUCGUGGUACUAGGACGACCUGCUGCCAGCGUCGUCCCGUUAACCAAAAGUACAAAUUCGGAUGGCACAACUGAGGUGACCGCUGACCAGGCUUCGUGCUGCUCCUGCUCCUAUCUCCACCUCUUCCUCAAACAAAUCCACUCACCCCACCCGCAAAGCGAGCAAACAGACCCAAAUCAAAGCUCUCCGCGAGCAAUUCAUACCCCUUAACAUUAGGAUGCAAAUAAUCGCCUGACUGAUACCCAUCCGCCAACUGGCUAGGCACAGUAUUAUUGCGCAGCACGGCAUCGAAAUCCAAAACAGCAUCAAACGUGCCCGAAUGGCGAAUGAAAUCAUUGACUUUCUGCCGCGUCUGCUCACGCAGGUCGCUCGUGUACGGCUGCAGCGUGGUAUUACCGUUGGGAGCGGAAAAGGGAGUAAUGGUUGCUGCGAACACGGGAAUACCGAAAGCAUGAAUCCUCGUUGCGAUCUGUUUGAACGCGGACAGCAGACGCGUGUAGAUCAUGGCGUAUCGUACACCCGAGUGCGAUAGAAUGUCUCGGUCGAUGCGGGAUAGAACGUUCGGUCCUAGUCCGUCGUAGAGGAUGCGGUUGCCUCCAGCGGCGAGGUUGGUGAUGGCCAGAGAUGUCAGGGUUGGGUCGGAGGUAGAUUGGAGUCGGGAUAGGAGUAGGUCGGGCCAUCUGUGAUUGUGAUGUUAGUGCAUAGGACUGGUAGAAGUGAUCAAAGGGGUAAAGGAACGAGAGGAUGGAUCUGGAUCGAAUCUGGGCACGGUUAAUACUUACCGAUUGUUCUUGUCGGUGUCGCUGCCUCGACCAUCCGUGAUGCUGUCGCCUAGAAUGGCAAAUGUGCGGUAUUCAGGCGGCGACCAUGCUUCUACGGCAGAGAGAAAAUACCUGCGAUUAAACAGAACUCGGUCAGCUGUUUUCACACCUAGCACAGCAGACAGCCGGAUGCUUCGCAUGGAUCACUUGUACGGGAAGAGGGCUGCCCACCAAUGUGCGGUACUGUUCAAUACCGGCCCAGUCAAGUUCGUCGUACCGACCUGGUUCCCUUCAGUCAUCCAAGACGUCGUACGACUACCUGGGUGGCUGGUGAUCGCGGUUCCCUCCUGUCCUGUGGCAAGGUACAUUGUCACAGUGAGCAUGGAUUGGGGUUUGACGGCAAAGUUCAGAGGAUCCGAGGCUGCGAGCGCGCCGUUGGGGAUGAUGAUUGAUUCGUCGCCGCCGCUGAACGUCACGGUCUGAACCGUGGACGACUGGACGGCACUGACGCCUGCUGAUCCGUUGAAGGGCAGAGCCACCGUCACAGCACUGAUAGGUAAAUCGGUCAGUCCAAAGGCAUUGGAGAUGCGGAUCCGAAUCUGUGAGGCGCCAGUGGAUAUGUGCACCGUUUGUCGGAUCGUGCUGUUGUAGAAGAUGACGGACGUUUCGUUCUGAAGCCAGUCCGCCGUGGCGGUGUUAGCCGGUGACUCUUGCUAUCUUGAUUCUUGCUCCAGCCCGUAUGGAAUGUGCUGCAGCAAGUAGGCGGGCCGGGCUGUUGUACGUACAUAUGGAGGCGGAGGAAGGUUCGAUGUCUCUGUCAAUUGAGGCAUCGCCGCCCAUGUAUCGAUCCAGUGGCCAUUCGGUAUUCCGGGCGUAGUGGUCACAUCAGUUCCUGGUCUGAGUGCGCCACAGCAGAUUGCGAGACAGGAGGAGAGAAGGAGCAGUUUGGACCAGAGGAAAGCCAUCGUGUUGUGUGGUGAGAGGCAGUGUUCGAACUUACUGGUUACCUACCUGGGCCACGGAG
Exophiala dermatitidis NIH/UT8656 is the source of this 4800-nucleotide messenger RNA. RefSeq lists its product as uncharacterized. The transcript has 5 exons. The record is from RefSeq and is a predicted model, not a curated record. NCBI's taxonomy places the organism in Eukaryota, Fungi, Ascomycota, Eurotiomycetes, Chaetothyriales, Herpotrichiellaceae. The coding region runs from base 772 to 2652 and encodes 626 amino acids.